Daphnia pulicaria is the source of this 996-nucleotide messenger RNA. RefSeq lists its product as uncharacterized. The transcript has 5 exons. The record is from RefSeq and is a predicted model, not a curated record. NCBI's taxonomy places the organism in Eukaryota, Metazoa, Arthropoda, Branchiopoda, Diplostraca, Daphniidae. Bases 118 to 732 code for a protein of 204 amino acids.
ACAUUCAGUCGUCACUCCACUUGAAUUUGUCGACACAGCUUUGCGUCCAACAGCUUUUUUUUUCCAAUUUGCAUACCGGGUGUUUAUUAGCUAUAAUAUAUUUCAUAAUUAUCAGCUAUGGCGUUUUCCAAUUCCGCAUCGAUUGCACUGUUAUUGGUGGCAACAAUUUGCUGUUCCAUCGUGAACGCAGGUCAGGUCGUUCCUCUUCCUUCCGCUGUCGAUCGCCAAUCCAAGCAAAUUUACUUGGCUCCUUCCCAAUUCUACAACUACUACGAUCCAGGCUUCCAGUAUCAGAUGUUGAUCCCAACAGAAAUCGACAACUCAAAAUUGACCUCUGCAGGCGAUGAUUCCGAACCGGAAGCGUUGCUGCAAGGAAGACAAAAUCUGCCCAUAACUGCCACCCCAGCUGCAGCAGAGUGUCUUAUAGCCGAUUCCGGUAAAAACGGCUUGGGCGGUUGCACAAAGGGAUCGCAAGCGGCUUCAGGAAACAUCGAUCUGAAAUUCACUGCCGCUAAACAGGGAGUCGUCAUUGCACUCGUGCCAAACCCCAGAAGAUAUUCCAAAGUCAAGAUCACUUGUUCGGAAAUCACCGAUAAAGUUAUGGCCUUUACGAAAACUGCUAAAAUUGCGGCGACGAAGGAUACGCCCGUGACCGAGUUGAAACAGACGCAAAUUCUAGUUGUCAGUGCUGCCGAUAAGGACGUUUUUAAGUGCAGUUGGGAAUCCUCUUAAUAAUCCAACAUGUCACGGGCUUUUUUUAUACAGCAUCCAAGUAAAUUAGAAUACCACAAUGUGUGUACAGUUUCGACUGCCUGACUAAUUAUUAUGCUUAAUUGUUAUCGAUAUAUAGAUAUUCAAUCCACGAGUCAGUGGUGUAUCGAUUACAUUAUUGUUGUUGCUGUGCAGGUAGAAUGUUAGACGUCCAUGAAAUAUUUAAUAAAUUGUAUUUGAAAACUCUUUAAAAAAAUAAACAUCAAGAUCCCUAAACUCUAUAUA